Oryzias melastigma (Indian medaka) is the source of this 2775-nucleotide messenger RNA. It is a transcript of the gene mmp28, whose product is annotated as matrix metallopeptidase 28. NCBI's taxonomy places the organism in Eukaryota, Metazoa, Chordata, Actinopteri, Beloniformes, Adrianichthyidae. The record is from RefSeq and is a predicted model, not a curated record. Bases 42 to 1346 code for a protein of 434 amino acids. Gene Ontology annotation, cellular component: extracellular matrix. The transcript is spliced from 6 exons. Gene Ontology annotation, molecular function: zinc ion binding; metalloendopeptidase activity. Gene Ontology annotation, biological process: collagen catabolic process; extracellular matrix organization; proteolysis.
UGCCCAUCACAGGAGAGCUCGACAGCGCCACCCUGAGGCAGAUGGCCGAGCCCCGCUGCGGCGUGUCGGAUGAGGGCAGCCAGCGGAUCUGGUCCCAAAGAGUUAACGUCAUCCUUACUGGGAAGAGACGACCGCAGCAUCGUGGCAGGCGCUCAGCUUCACAAGGUGAGAAGUGGUCUAAGCAACAUUUGACCUACCAGGUGGUAAACUGGCCUCAACACCUGUCCCGGGGCUCCGUGCGUCUGGCGGUGCAGGCUGCCUUCCAGCUGUGGAGCAACGUGUCGGGCCUGGUCUUCCAGGAGGCCCCCGAGGGGCCCGCGGACAUCCGGCUGACCUUUUAUGAAGGGGACCACAACGACGGGGCCAGCAACGCUUUCGACGGGCCAGGGGGAACUCUGGCUCACGCCUUCCUGCCUCGCCGAGGCGAAGCCCACUUCGACAUGGCUGAGAGGUGGACGCUGAACGGGCACAAGGGCCACAACUUGUUCAUGGUGACGGCACAUGAGGUCGGACACACCCUGGGGCUGGAGCACUCGCCGGUGCGGCACGCCCUCAUGUCCCCGUACUACAGGAAACUGGGCCGCAGCCUGGUUCUGAGCUGGGACGACAUCCUGGCAGUACAGCAGCUGUACGGUAAACCACUGAGUAAUCGGCCUGUGCGGUUGCCAGGUCAGGUGUUGCACGCUGCGCUGCAGCAGUGGGAGCUUGCAGAGCUGCAGAGCCAGAGCCAAACUGCAGGUCUACCUCUGUACUGCCAGGGAGUCUUUGAUGCAAUCACUAUGGACCAAAAUGAGACGGUGCUGGUGUUUCGCGGCAGCGUGUACUGGACGGUCUCAGCUGACGGCGGCGUGAGCAGCCCGCUGCCGCUCCGUCAACGCUGGCCCGGCCUGCCUCAGGCCAUCGAGGCGGCUGCCUUCUCCCCGCUGGACUCCAAAUGGUAUUUCUUCAAAGGGAGGAGGAUGUGGCGAUUCACAGGAGGCGUUUUGGAUCCUACCUUCCCCAGGAUGAGCAGUGAUCUGGGUCUGCCCCGCCACCCAGACUGCGCCUUCUACUACGCUCCUCUGGGCCACAUGGUUCUCUUUAAGCGCUCUCGCUACUUCGUCUUCAACCUCAAAAUCCUGCGCCAGGAGCCCUACUACCCCCGCAGACUGACUGACUGGACUGGCGUCCCUCCAGGCACCAACGGGGCCCUGACCCGGUCUGACGGGCGCCUUUACCUGUUUAAAGACAGGCAGUUCUGGAGGUUUGACCCGGGGAAGCUUCAGGUGACCAAAGAGGGACAGUGGGCUGAAGAUCUGAGCUGGACGGGCUGCUCCAACCUCCCUCAGAGCAAUAACAUCCUUUGACCAGCAGAGGGAGCUGGACGAGUAAAAGUGCAAUUUGUGUGAGGCAGAAACUGCAGUUUAUGUGGCAGCGAGCUAGAUGUAGACUUUAUGAUAAAUGUUGAAGCACUUACACUAUUUAUACUGUUGAAUGGAUGUCUAUGUGUAAUUACAGCUUUAUUAAUGCUGUGGUGCUGUUGAUUUGACCAAAGAAAAUCAUUUAGGUUUUGUGUUUUUUCCACUGUUUUUACAACAGUAAUAAUUUUCUGUCAAAGAAUUUUGCAUAAUUGUUUCUGUUAUGUUGCUAAUACGAUUAAUUUAGAAGUAUUGAUCCAUACAUUCAAAACUCAAGGCUGUCAACAUUUUUAUUACUUACAUGUAAACCCUGAAAUGUAAAUUGAUUUUUAAUUAUUUUCACAUGAACAUUGGAGUCUUGUAGCUAACACUGAAACAAUGUAUAGGCCAAACUGACAGAGAUAAGAAGUUUAAACAAUCAGAUUUACAAACUAAAAUGCAAUUUUAGUUUGUAAAUCAAUAAUCCUGCAUUAAUGCAAACCCCCCUGAAGAGAACAUGAAAUAUCUGCAGAAAAACCUGCCUGGAUUCAUGAUUUCAGUGCAUAAAGUCACUGAGUUUUAUUUAUGAUGCAUUAGACAUAAAAAAUAAAGAAUCAGUAGAAACCAAUUUACAUAACUAAAUUAAAUGAAGCUUAAAUUAAUCUUUUUUUAAUUAUGGGUAGUGGAACAAGCCCUCCACCUUCCUGUGCUAACCAUAGACUGUAUUCCAAACAGGAAGUACCUUCUGGUUCCAAGAAGCCAAAAUCUAGACUCUAUUGAGAAAUAAGCAGCUAUUAAAGUUCUGUUUGUCAGAAUAACCAUUCUUCCUCCGAUGUAUUUUUUGUUUGUUUUCAUGAUAAUCCCAUUUUUAAAAAAUAUUUUAUAAGCGCUAAAAAGGAAUGUUGAUUUUUUUUUUUUUUUAUGACAGUGAACUUCAGCUGAAGAAGAAAUCAAAUAAGUUUAGACUGAAAUCAGAUCCGGUUUAUCUGCAGACUUCUUAUGAUCAGCACUUCUGAUGGUACAAUCCUUGUUUCUAUGAGGAUGAAGGACACAUUUUUCUGUGGUUUUAGAUUUCUGCUGCAUUGGCCUGAGAGCUGGAGGGCUGUUGGACAACCUCAGUUGCAUCUCCUAAAAUGUCGCCACAUGGAGCUGCUCUGCUUCAGAGGCAAAAGACUGUUAGAACUAAAGGGCCAUUUCUGCCAUGUUUGCACACAACUCUUCCUCAUAAUCCUAAUCUGGAUUAUUGAGAAGCAGCUGUCAAAGUUACUGUCAAGUCUAAAUGUAAAAUGUUCACUUCUUAUGUAGCUCCUAUCAUUCACCUUGUAUCAUUUCUUCUGGCUGUUAGACAAAACAAACCUGGAAUUUGACAGAAAACGUCAAUUAAAGGAUUUACCUGUGA